Molecule: messenger RNA, 1401 nt
Organism: Cydia fagiglandana
Lineage: Eukaryota; Metazoa; Arthropoda; Insecta; Lepidoptera; Tortricidae
Gene: RpL3
Product: large ribosomal subunit protein uL3
Exons: 7
Coding region: 119-1363 (414 amino acids)
Biological process (GO): translation
Cellular component (GO): ribosome; cytosolic large ribosomal subunit
Molecular function (GO): structural constituent of ribosome; RNA binding
Source: RefSeq, a predicted model, not a curated record
UUAAAUGGCGGUUGGAACAGCUACGCUCAUAUCUAUUUGUCUAUGGGACAAAUGUCAAGUUGAAAUCGAAAAGUCAAAACUUCGCAAUCGGCCAUUUUCGUUGUGACAGUCUUACGACAUGUCGCACAGGAAGUUUUCAGCACCCCGUCAUGGGUCGAUGGGAUUCUACCCCAAGAAGAGGUCCCGUCGUCAUCGUGGCAAGGUGAAGGCUUUCCCCAAAGAUGACCCCAGCAAACCAGUGCAUCUUACCGCUUUCAUCGGCUACAAGGCCGGUAUGACCCACGUGGUCCGUGAACCCGACCGUCCUGGAUCAAAGAUCAACAAGAAGGAGAUCGUAGAGGCCGUAACCAUCAUCGAGACUCCUCCUAUGGUGGCGGUGGGUGCUGUCGGUUAUAUUGAGACUCCGCAUGGGCUCCGCGCUCUGCUCACCGUGUGGGCCGAGCACAUGUCCGAGGACUGCCGCCGUCGCUUCUACAAAAACUGGUACAAGUGCAAGAAGAAGGCUUUCACCAAGUCCAGCAAGAGGUGGCAAGAUGAGCUUGGCCGCAAGUCCAUUGAGAAGGACUUCAAGAAGAUGAUCCGUUACUGCACUGUGGUGAGGCUCAUUGCCCACACCCAGAUGAAGCUGCUCAAGCAGCGUCAAAAGAAAGCUCACAUCAUGGAAAUCCAGAUUAAUGGUGGUACCAUUGAAGACAAGGUCAAGUGGGCCAGGGAACAUCUGGAGAAGCCCAUCCCCAUUGACUCUGUGUUUGCUCAGGAUGAGAUGAUUGACUGCAUUGGUGUCACCAAGGGCAAGGGAUACAAAGGUGUCACUUCCCGUUGGCACACUAAGAAGCUGCCUCGCAAGACGCACAAGGGUCUGCGCAAGGUUGCUUGUAUUGGAGCAUGGCAUCCUUCAAGAGUUUCCUUCACUGUGGCCCGUGCUGGUCAGAAGGGAUACCACCACCGCACUGAAAUGAACAAGAAGAUUUACCGUAUUGGACAAGGUAUCCACACCAAGGAUGGCAAGGUUGUGAAGAACAAUGCCAGCACCGAGUAUGACCUGUCCGAGAAGUCCAUCACCCCCAUGGGUGGCUUCCCCCAUUAUGGUGAGGUCAACAAUGACUUCGUCAUGAUCAAGGGUUGCUGCAUGGGACCCAAGAAACGCGUCAUCACCCUCAGGAAGUCUCUUCGCGUCCACACCAAGAGGGCUGCCCUUGAGAAGAUCAACCUGAAAUUCAUCGACACAUCGUCCAAGUUCGGUCAUGGUCGUUUCCAGACUCCGGCCGACAAGGCCGCCUUCAUGGGCACGCUCAAGAAGGACCGCAUCAGGGAGGAAGCCGCCGCCACCACCGCCCCGGCUGCUGCUGCUGCGCAAUCUUAAACCAUUGUGCAUUUAUAAUAAAAAAUAUGACCACAAAA